AUGAAGCGCUGGCUAUGGCUGCUGUUGCUCCUCUGCUCUCAGCAUGCUCACUCGACGGCGCACGAGGAGGGAGAGGAGGCAUGGAACUGUCUGUUCGUCAACCUAGUGUCUCAGACCAAUGUCUACUCCGUCGACAGAGCCAUCUCUGUCCAUGUGGACAUGCUUGAAGUCGGGGAUGAGGCGGCGGUCGACAUCCUCAGUGCAGCCUGGGCGGUUGUGAGGUCGGAGGAGGAGACAAGUGAUGCUGGAGACGCAUACUUGUCGUCUCCCAGCGAUCCUGUCCCUGUCGGUCAUGGAAGUUUCUUGUUUCAUUUCCUACCCGACGAGCUAGUCUCUGUGUUGGAGGUCGACAGAGAGUGGGGAUGGCGAAGGCUGACGAUCGAGAGGAGGUGGGAAGGAGGAGAGCUGAGAUGUCAAGACGACGUGGUCGUGCGACUUCACAGUCACGGAGAGACAGCGGCAACAUACACCUUCGAGUCACCUUCCCCGCUGCACACGCCACGGAUUGUACAUUUCAUUCACCUGCAACUGGAACCUCGACCCCGCAACACCGCCCGGUGCGACGAGCUGCUCUCGCUCUCGGUUCGAUCGACUGUCAAUCACAUCCAACCAGAGCGAAUCUACCUGCACACCAACGACAUGGACUUGUUGCGAGGAUGUGUGGACAUCCAGCACCACGUCACUGUCGUGAAGGCAGCGAUCCCAAGGCGAGUGUUUGGAAACCGCGUCGACUGGUACCAACACCAGGCAGACAUCAUCAGACUCCAUGCUCUUCGCAAGUGGGGGGGAGUGUACCUUGACACGGACGUGCUCGUCCUGCGGGACCUCGGGUUCUUGCUGUCCUCCAACAUGUUCGUGGUAGGGGAGCAGUCAGGAGGAGGGAUCUGUAACGGGCUCAUCGUCAGCCCCCGGCUGCAUCCUUUCCUGCUGAGGUGGAUCGCACAGUACAUCUCCUUCGAGGAGGGGACGAUGGGGCUGCACGCCUCGUACCUCCCGAUGAUGAUGGCGCGGCAAGCUCUGUCUCCCGCCGUCAUGGUGAUCUCCCCAGCCCAUAUGCACUGGCCCUCUUACCACCCACACGCUAUCACCACAGUGUGGCUCGGGAACUGGUUCUGUGCCCAGGAAAACCUGGUCUUACAUAUCUGGGGCUCUCGGUCGAGCCAUGUGAGGAGGAGCGUCUUGGCCGGGCGGGGAGACGGAGGGAACGAGACGAGAAGGUCAGUGGACGGUGCGAUGAAGACUGCUCUUGCUCCAUCCUCUCAGCUGGAGGAAUGCGAUCAUCUCAUGCAUCCUCUGAGCCCGCAGCCCGGCUCAGACGAGGUACUGGCGUUCUGGCCUCUCACGGGAGGAGGGAGGUUUCUCCGAGAAGCAUCGAGUGAGAAGCUCGAGGGAAGGGUUUACUCGCUUGAGGAGGAGGAGGAAGGAAAGGAGGAAGACAAGUCUCUGUUCUCGCGAGGUACAUCCGGUGACAACUCGUUGGGGCUAGCGCUGGACAAGUCAAGGCAAGUGCGAUUUGCCGUUGCUGCUGUUGCUGCUACUGCUGCUUCUGCUGCUGCUUCUGCUGCUGCUGCUUUUAUCGAUUGUCUAUCGCGAGGCUCGUCCUGUGAGGAGCAGGUCGUCUGGUCGAUGCACACGCUCAAGGAUCGCAAACUCUACAUGAUGAUCUCCUCCGAUGGGAGCGGGCGGGUGGUGGCUGAACUGUUCCUCACCUCCGAAAGAUUCUCCCACAUCCUCGCUCAGGCGUUUCUCCCCGCUUCCCACCAUGGCUGGCUGAGAUUCACCGUCUCCCUCUCAGACAGCGAACCCUGCAGGUUCCGCAUCGAGAACACUACACAUCACCUGCAGGCAGAUGCCUCGGCCGGACAUGCUAUGUGCUCCUACAGCUCGCCGAUCGCAGGCGUCUUCCUGUUCCACUGCGACAACGACGACGAGGGCUUGCUGUCCUCGUCGAACUGCUCUCACGUCUACAGCACCCUAGCAGAGGCAGUCACGAUCUGCAACCGUCGGCCAUCGUGCCAUGGGGUCACCCUUGUCAAGGGGAAGGGGUUCGAGUUGAGGUCUAGCAGCAGCAGGGGGGUCUCAACUUCCGAGAUCUCCUGGGUCAAGGAGUCCUGCCCUCCCCACCUCGCUGUCACCGACCCCAGCAGGUGCAGCAGCUUCUUCAUGGUCGAGGAUCAGCUCCUGUGCAUGAGGAACGGCUCCUACCAGCCCCUCCGUUGGACCUCGGGGUGCCGGCGGCGGAAGCUGGUGAUUCCGAACAAGGUGUCGAGCGCUAAGGAGAUGAACUAUGCCGAGCACGGCGAGCUGCUGCUGAACAUGCAGGGGUGCAGCCACGACGGGUGGAUCUUCUCCAAGGAUGCGGCCAACGGCAUCUGGCUGGGAUCGUUGGACGGAAGGGGAGGAAGGUCGUUGGAGGGUGUUAUCCGAGAUUUUACGAUCAUGAACAAGUUCUGGGAAGGAGAGGAGAGGCUGCAGCCGCAUCGUCUGCAGGAGAAGCGAGCAGAGAGGGUCCGGCAGUUGUCGAGGACCAUGAACCUCUGCAUCAGCGAAGCUCUGUCUUGCUCUGAGGGGACGAGGAGGAUGCUCCAGCGUGCUGAUGGUGACAGAGUCACAGACGAGGAUAAGGAUGCCUUUCCUUGCAGCGAGGCAUGCGCGCAGUCGCUGUCCUCCAACGCUCAGCUGAUGUGGUCUGUCUUGCAGCUCAACUUCUGUCGCGAGCAGUGGAAGGGAGAUGUCAAGCGCUGGGCGUUCGGGCAAGUGAGAGAGGUUCUCAGCGGUCUCACAAGUUGGUGCAAGAUGAUGGCAAGGAGAGAGUUUUCCAUCUUUCAUCUUGCCACAGUCAAGCAGAAACAAGCAGAGCACAGAGGUCUUCAUCGCAAGGCCUUUCCACGUGCCAGAGAAGUACACGUCAAGAUCAAGUGGCCGUUGCAGUUCAGCCAACAUUUCAAAGAUGACUUCUUCAAAGGCGACUUGCUGUUCUCUCUCCGUCGAGUUAGAGAUGAAGACAUCGAGGUCGAGGUCUUGUUCGACAACAUGAUCGUGGGAUAUGCCGAGCCGACGUUCUCCCUGUACGGCAACGAUGUCUUCGUGCACUGGCCCUUGUCGAAGCUGCUUGAGUUUGACGUGAUAACUUGGGUUGGCUGGCACUCGCUCGAGGUUCGUGUGAGGUCGCCGCAGGAGGAGUUCCAGUCUCGGUAUGACCUCGUGUGGGUCUGCAUCGAAGAGAAGACCUCAACGCUGUUCACGGUACCUGACGCCAUGAAGCACAACCGAGACUUCUUCUCUCUCCCCCGCAACUUGAUCCCAACAUCCCCUGAGGCCUCUCAGGUCGAGCUGAACAUGAUGCUCUUCUGCUUCGAGGAGCUGGGCAUCGGCUCAGUCAUCGAUCUUGGGUCAGGCAGGUCGGAAUGGAUGGCGCCGAUCGUGACGGCGAUGAGGAGGAGCGAUCGCUACAGCACGUUCACGCGUCCUACAUGGCGCUCAGUAGACUUUGCGGAGGGUUCGUUUACUCACGGCCCUCCUGCCCUCAUCGAGGUGUUCGACUGGACUUCUCAACACGCGGACGUCACCGACGACAGCUUCGCCUUGCGAUGUGCAUCAGAGCAGUCAAUGAUCAUUGCAAGAUGUCUCUUGGAGUACUUGUCCAUAUCGCACGUUCAGGCGGUUCUCUCCAAGAUUGCGGCAAGUGGCUGCGGAUAUCUCCUGAUCACCAGUCAUGAGACAAAAUCCAACGCUGACUUGUGA
Messenger RNA from Guillardia theta CCMP2712, 3744 nucleotides. RefSeq lists its product as hypothetical. NCBI's taxonomy places the organism in Eukaryota, Cryptophyceae, Pyrenomonadales, Geminigeraceae. Bases 1 to 3744 code for a protein of 1247 amino acids. The record is from RefSeq and is a predicted model, not a curated record. The transcript is spliced from 8 exons.